Molecule: messenger RNA, 912 nt
Organism: Marasmius oreades (fairy-ring Marasmius)
Lineage: Eukaryota; Fungi; Basidiomycota; Agaricomycetes; Agaricales; Marasmiaceae
Exons: 3
Coding region: 93-776 (227 amino acids)
Source: RefSeq, a predicted model, not a curated record
AGAACCGCCGGAUGUGAAUUUCAAUCUGAAGAAAAACGAUAGCUUUCCCUGAGCUUGGGACAACCUUUUCCUUGCUGCACUUCACAAGCGUCAUGCGGUUCCACCACACCAUUUUCUUCGUUUCACUCCUCUCUAUAUGGUCUUUGACAUUUGCUGCUGACCUUCAACAAGCUUUCAUCGACGAUGAAGAGGGAGACUCUUUGACACGGACGAAACCGACCUACAUAGGUGGUUGGGGGGGUGUCAUAUGUUCGACAUGUCUCUUGAAGCCUGACACGACAAAGGCGUACAAGGGUACCUGGCAUGAUACCACCCACUUUGCGAGUAGCAAUAGCUCCAGCGGAAUUAAUUUCGAAUUCACCGGUGUAUCUCUCGAGGUGUUCUGUAUCCUCCCACCGAAUAAUGUGGAAGCAACCAUCAACUAUAGUCUGUCUUUCAAUUUGGACGGAAAGGAAGUUGGCAUGCCUUUCGUUAGAACCCCGGAGAACUUGACGACAGAGUAUCAGUACAAUGUGUCUGUGGUCAACCUAGAGAACUUGACGAAUACGGAGCACAACUUUACACUGGCGUUGGACAACACGGUGGAUUCUGUCGCCCUCUUCGAUUAUGCGGUUUAUCAGUUCGAGAGUUCCGCAACCGGAACCGCUGGGGGCCAACCCACGUCGGUGACACAGCCAGCACAAACGGGUAGCAAUGGGGCAAUGACGGAUUUCCGAUUCGGGUUCGGCGAAAAGCUGCUUGGAACGGCGUUAACGAUGAUUAUAUUGAGCUGGUGAGCGUUUUAGGGAACAUCGGGAGCCCACGCGGGAUUCUACAAUAAAUAAUCUGUGGGAUUUGCCUGCGUCGUGGAAUGAUGGAAGGCUAUGUACUGUGGUGACACAAACGAAUAUAUUGAGCUUUAUUUGUCACGCU